This is a messenger RNA of Psylliodes chrysocephalus, 9235 nucleotides long. NCBI's taxonomy places the organism in Eukaryota, Metazoa, Arthropoda, Insecta, Coleoptera, Chrysomelidae. The record is from the annotation of a GenBank genome assembly.
UGCUUGCUCCCUAGAUCCGUCAAAAAAUAUGUGGAAUCGUAUCUUCGACAAUAGAUGGCGACUCUCGCAUUAGCAUAUCAGUCGCAAUUUGCAAAGAUAAUUUCUUGUAACAUACAAUUAACGAACAGAUUAGUUUCCAGAAUUUUAUAUAAAAGAUGUUAAUGGAUUUCGUCGCAUGUUUAGAACAGUUUAUUUUUAAAAUUCGCGCUACUUCUUCAACAAAUUACGCAUGCGAAAUGUUUUCAGUCUAAAUAGUGUCAGUGUCAAUUUGCUUUUCUACAGCAACACAGUGUGUGUAGUCAUGGCGAAUCCGAGAAAAUUCAGUGAAAAAAUCGCUCUCCACAAUCACAGGCAGGCCGAGGAGACGGCGGAAUUCGAAAAAGUCAUGAAGGAAGUGAUGGAAGUAAAGGACGAACAGUCAAUUUCGGGACGAUUGCCGGCCAGUAGAGUGGAAGGAAGAAGCAGGGCGAGAUCUCAAGGCGGUCCGAUGAGGAGGCCGCACGAAAGACGUUUGGAUACGUCUCCGUACUAUCUCAGUCCACCGACGGACACGGGUUGGAGGCGAACCAAUAGCGAUUCGGCGUUACACCAGAGCACCAUGCAGGGGAUGAUGAUGGACAAAAACAACGAUUGUUCGAAUAGAGGUUGGAAUAUGUCGAUGAUGAACGGACCCGUCAGAAAUAAUCAUCAGGAUAAUAGGAGACCUCGGUCUAGUUGCGACAUACCGUCGUCGACUCGAGUAUCUGGACUUAGCAUCCAUCCGUCAGGCCACGAUCCUAGUUUAAUACAACUACCGAUCGCGAAUACCGGCUCUCUGCCUGAUUUGACAAAUGUCGAUUUCUCUUCUCCAAUUCAUGUACCUCUCGAUCAAGAACAUGAAAACUCUCCUUAUAGUUCUAAUAUGCGCUUAGAUAAUAAAAAUAUAGUAAAUAUGGUGGAUUCUUCAAAUUAUACACAAUUACCUGGUCUGACUGGAAUUUACAAUCACCACCAUCACCACCAUCACCACCAACAACAACAGCAGCAGCAACAACAACAGCAACAACAACACCAACAACAACACCAUCAACAACAACAUCAACAACAGCAACAACAACAUCAACAACAGCAGCAACAACAACAUCAGCAUCAACAACAUCAGCAACAACAACAACCAUCCACGUCGCCUUCGCCUACGUUACAGCAAUCUGGUGCUUAUAGAAGUCCAAGACCUAGUCCUCAAUCCUCGCCGAGUCCCGGCAGGCAUUCGGCGCCCUGUAGUCCGGGCGCUCAGAGUCCCUUACCCAAUGAAUAUUAUCUACUCAAUCAACAAAGUCAACAGUUCCAGCAGGAUUUCGAACAAUUAUCGAUGUUGGACCCUCCGAACAGUAUGUCCUACGUGGAUCAAUCGACGGGUGCUCAGCAAAUAAAACAACCCCAUCAAUCGUCGAAUAUACCGAACGCGAGUCCCAUCAACAGUCUCGAAAUGAGCACGGACGCUGGUUAUUACAGUACGUCGCCGCACGUGUAUCCCUCUACUUCGCCUGGAUUAAGGACGACACCAAACACUCCUACGAGUUUGCCUGAAAUUAUACUCACAGAUUUUUCGGGAGAAGACAAUUCCCGACAACUGUCGUCAGAUUUCUUCGCGGAAGAAUCACUGCGAGCCGGCCUGGGACCAUUGGAUUUCGAAGAGAUCCAAAUACUGAACUCAUCAAUAGGCAUAUCUGAAAUGGUCGAAGACAAUUUUAGGUUAGACCAUCGCUCAUAAUGUGAAAUACGGAAAUCACUGCCGAGUUUCUGUUAGCCGUUCGUGCUGCAAGUAACCCGAGGAUUUAUUGAAAUUAAAAAAAAAAUAAAACGCCCAAAAACAAUUUUUAAAUUUUAUCUUUUUGUGAACCAUGCUAUGUGUGAUCAUUAGAAUGUUUAAAAAUACCUAAUGGCAAACCAUAAAUAUUCGUGUAAAAAAAAAUAUGAGAUAUAGGCGUGUGAUCACUGUCGUUGCAAGCGAUUAUUCAUUAUUUUAUUUUUACUAUUAAUUAUUUUUAAUUAUUAUAAUCCUUUUUUUUUAUCAUAUAUUUGCUCAAUUAUGUUUUUAGCUCCAAGCGAUCACUGUUAAUGAGUAUGGUGCCGAAAUAGGGAAAAUUGCUUGCAAUAUAGGCUUUAUAAAUCACCUAAAACGAAUAUGUUCAUCUAGAAGAGAAUUUUUUUUGUAAAAAUUGGCCCCUUUAAAUUAUAAUUUUUAUGACGCGCCCUUUAAUGACAUAUAAAAAGUAUCAGACACUUAUGAAUCAUAAAUUGCAAUUGAAACAAAACAAAAACAUUAAAAUCGUGAAAUUGGUUUAAAUACGUCCACUAUAUAAAAAUAAAAAACGCCUUAAAUAGCGCCUUUUAAUGAAAUAUAUUAAACGCUCUAUUAAAACGGGCGAAAAUAUUCAAAAAUUAUAAGAGGCGCAGUUUUAUAAAAAUAUACAAAAUUAUUAAAGACGAAUUUUAAUUAAUAAAUAGUAGAAGGCGCCUUUUACCGAAAAUAUUAGGAAAAACAUAGGAAAACGUAUUUAAGCAACGCAUUUCCUCAGAAAAUAUUAAGCGGCGUCUUUAAAUAAAAAAUAUUAGGCAGCGCCAUUUUACUGAAAAUAUUAGGAACAGCCUUUUUAACACACAAGUUGCGCCUUUUUGCAGAACAUUAAAUGGCACGUUUUAAUCAAUAAAUAUUAGACGGCACUUUUUAACCGAAUAUAUUAGGAAAACCCUAGAAAAAUGUGUUUAAGUUGCGCAUUUUCUUAGAUAAUAUUAAGCGGCGCCUUUAAAUAAAAAAUAUUAGGCAGCGCCUUUUUACUGAAAAUAUUAGCAAAAGACUUUUCAACAUACAAGUUUAAUAGGCGCAUUUUAAAGAAAAACUUAUUUCAGUCGCGCUUUUUAUCGGAAAAACACAAGUUUAAGAGACGCAUUAAAAAAAAAUUGCCUUUUGACGAAAAAUAUUAAAAGGCGUCGUUUAUCCAAAAAUAUCAGGCAGCGCAUUUUUACCGAAAAUAUUAGGAAAAGUCUAGAAAAACAUAUUUAAGUCGCGCAUUUUCUUAGAAAAUAUUAAACGGCGCCUUUAAAAAAAUAUAUUAGGUAGCGCCUUUUUACCGAACAUAUUACGAAAGGCCUUUUUAACACAAGUUAAAGAGGCGAAUUUUAAAGAUAAACUUAUUUAAGUCGGGCCUUUUCACGGAAAAUUAUAAACGGCGCCUUUUAAUCAAUAAAUAUUAGACUGCGCCUUUUUACCGAAAAUAUUAGCAAAAGCCUAGAAAAACGUAUUUAAGUCGCGCAUUUUCUCAGAAAAUAUUAAGAAAUUCCUUUUUAACAUACAAGUUUAAAAGGCGCAUUUUGGAGAUAAAGUUAUUUAAGUCGCACCUUUUCACGGAAAAUGUUAAGCGGCGCCUUUAAAUAAAAAAUUAUUAGGCAGCACCUUUUAAAAAAUAUUAAGAAGAGCUUUUUUAACACACAAGUUUAAGAGGCGCAUUUUAAAGAAAAAAUUACUUUAAUCGCGCCUUUUUACAGAAAAAUUAACAGCUCCUUUUAAUCAAAAAAUAUUAGGCAGCGCAUUUUUAUCGAAAAUAUUAGGAAAAGCCUAGAAAAACGUAUUUAAGUCGUUCAUUUUUUCAAAAUUAUUAAGCGGCGCCUUUAAAUAAAAAAUAUUAGGCAGCGCAUUUUUACCGUAAAUAUUAGUAAAAUUCUUUUUAACACACAAGUUUAAGAGGCGAAGUUUAAAGAAAAACGUAUUUUAAUUGCGCAUUUUUGCAGAAAAUAUUAAACGGUGCCUUUUAAUCAAAAAAGUAGAAGGCGCAUUUUUACCGAAAAUAUUAGGGGAAGCCUAGAAAAACGAAUUUAAUAUUAAGCGUCACAUUUAAAUAAAAAAAUAUUAGGCAGCGCCUUUUAACCGAAAAUAUUAGGAAAAGCUUUUUUAACACCCAAGUUUAAAAGGCGCAUUUUAAAGAAAUACUGAAUUCAACGGCGCAUUUUUACCGAAAAUGUUAGGAAAACCCUAGAAAAUCAUUUUAGUCGCGCAUAUUCUCAGAAAAUAUUAAGCGGCGCCUUCAAACAAAAAAUAUUAGGCAGCUCCUUUUUAUUGAAAAUAUUAGGAAAAGCCUUUUUUAACACACAAGUUUAAGAGGCGCAUUUUAAAGAAAAACUGGCUUUUUGCAGAAAAAUUUAACGGCGCAUUUUAAUAAAAAAAAAUAUUAGGCAGCGCCUUUUAACCGAAAAUAUUAGGAAAAGCUUUUUUAACACCCAAGUUUAAGAGGCGCAUUUUAAAGAAAUACUGAAUUCAGCCGCGCAUUUUUGCAGAAAAUUAUAAACGGCGCCUUUUAAUCAAUAAAUAUUAGACGGCGCAUAUUUACCGAAAAUGUUAGGAAAACCCUAGAAAAUCAUUUCAGUCGUGCAUUUUCUGAGAGAAUAUUAAGCGAACAAAAAAUAUUAGGCAGCGCAUUUUUACCGGAAAUAUUAGAAAAGGCCUUUUUAAAAGACUGCGCCUUUUUACCGAAAAUAUUAGGAAAAGCCUUUUUAACACAAAAGUUUAAGAGGCGCAUUAUUUCAAUCGCGCCUUUUUGCAGAAAAUAUUAAACGGCGCCUUUAUACCGAAAAUAUUAGGAGAAGCCUAGAAAAACAUUUAAAAGCUUAUUUUAUUAGAAAAUAUUAAGGGGAAACUUUAAAAAAAAAUAUUAGGUAGCGCCUUCUUACCAAAUAUAUUAAGAAAAAUCUGGAAAACAUUUAAGUCGCGCAUUUUCUCUGAAAAUAUUAAACGGCGCCUUUAAACAAAAAAUAUUAGGCAGCGCAUUUUUACCGAGAAUAUUAGGAAAACUCUUGAAAACAUAUUUAAGUCUCAUAUUCUCUUUGAAAAUAUUAAGCGACACCUUUAAAUAAAAAAUAUUACACAGCGCAUUUUUACUGAAAAUAUUGAGAAAAGCCGUUUUAACGCACAAUUUUUAGGGGGUCAUUUUGAGUAAAAACGUAUUUAAGUUGGGCCUUUUCACAUAAAAUAUUAAACGGCGCCUUUAAACAAAAAAUAUUAGGCAGCGCCUUUUUACCUAAAAUAUUAGAAAACGCUUUUAGAGGCGCAUUAUUAAGUCAGGCCUUUUCAUAAGAAUCUUAGGGUCGCCUUUUAAAAUAAUGGCAGUGCCUUUCUACCUAAAAUUGUAGGUAACGCCUUUAAACACGAUAUUAAAAGGCGCAUUUUAAGGAAAACCAUAAUUAAGUCACGCUUAUAGAAAAAAUUAAACAGUAGAGAGGUUAAAAGGCGCCUAUUAACGAAAAACAUUAAAAGGUGCAUGAAAUGAUGCCUUUUUACAGAAAAUAUUAACUUCAUUAUAAUAUAAAAUUGCCUGUAUCGCGAUAUUUGUUUGCCAAAAUAAGUCACAAAUGGAGCAGCACAAAAAGUAUGAUCGAAUUUGUUGUAGCCGCGCCGAAUGGGAACCAAAAUUAUAUACGAGGUGUUGUUAUUGUAUAUAAAUGUUUUGUCGAACGUCAUACAUGGAAAAAAUGUUUUGAGGUUAUAGAUAGAACGGAGGAUGCAGUGUACAUUUCGAUGUAGUUAAGUUUUUUUAUAUAUAUAUCUACUUAUAUAGCUCUUUAUACUUUUUUUGUAAAAUUUAAUUAUGUUGUAAUUGUAAUUCGAGAAAUUUAUUAAUAAAAAUUGGAGGAAAAUUAAUUAUGUCAGAUAUAUUUGACGAACGAAAUCAUUUAUUUAACAGUGGUCCAAACUAUAUUAUAAAAAGUGAUAUUGAGGUAAGUUGUUCUAUAUAUUUUCUUCGAAUUUUAGAUUUUUUUAAUCUUUAGUGAAUUUUUAUAGAUGUAUGAUAUCUGUAAAGGUGUAAACUUUGACUUUUAUCACCUUCUCAUUUGAAAAUUAGUCUAGAUAUUGAGUUGAGAUUUUUAUCCAUAUUUUUUGUUCUUUUUCUCCGCAUUUUAGACUUUUUCAAUUAUUAGUUUUAAAAUGGGGAAUUUUUGAAGAUGUUAGUGAUAUCUGUAAAAAUGUAAACUUUGACUUUAUCACCUCCUCAUUUGAAAAUUAGUCUAGAUAUGAAAUCGAAGUUUCUAUUCAAAUAUUUAUCCAUGUUUUUUUAUACUUUUUCUCCGAAUUUUAGACUUUUUCAAUUAUUAGUUUUAAAAUGGGGAAUUUUUGAAGAUGUUAGUGAUAUCUGUAAAAAUAUAAACUUUGACUUUAUCACCUUUUCAUUUGAAAAUUAGUCUAGAUAUGAAAUUGAAGUUUUUAUUCAAAUAUUUAUCCAUGUUUUUUUGUACUUUUUCUCCGAAUUUUAGACUUUUUUAGUUAUUAGUUGUAAAAUGGCGAAUUUUUGAAGAUGUUAGUGUGAUAUUUGUAAAAAUGUAAACUUUGACUUUAUCACCUGGUCAUUUCAAAAACUAGUACAUAUAUUGAAUUGAGGUUUUCAUAAUAAUAUUUAUCCAUGUUUUUUUAUACUUUUUCUCCAAAUUUUAGAUAUUUUUAGUUGAUUAGUUUUAAAAUGGUAAAUUUUUAAAGAUGUCAGGGUGAUAUCUAAAAUUAUAAACUUUGACUUUAUCACCGGGUCAUUUGAACACUAGUACAGAUAUUGAAUUGAGGUUUUCGUAAAAAUGUUUAUUCGUGUUUUUUGUACUUUUUAUUUAAAUUUAAGAUUUUUUUUAAUUAUGAAUUUUAAAAUGGUGAAUUUUUAGAGAUGUGAAAUUGUAAAUAAACUUUGACUUUAUCAUCUCGUCGUAUAAAAACUAGUACAGAUAUUGAAUUGUUGUUUUUAAAAAAAUGUGUAUCCAUGUUUUUUGUUCGUUUUUUCCGAAUUUAAGAUUGUUUUUAAUUAUGAAUUUAUUUUAAAAUGGUGAAUUUUUAAUGUGAUAUCUGUAAAAAUGUAAACUUUGAUUUUAUCACCUGGUCAUUUAAAAAAUAGUAAAUGAUAUUGACUUGAGGUUUUCAUAACUAUGUUUAUCCAUGUUUUCCCUACAUUUUCUCCUAAUUUUACAUUGUUUUAAUUACUAAGUUUGAAAUGGUGAAUUUUUAAAGAUGUUAAUGUGAUAUCUGUGAAAAUGUAAAUAAACUUUGACUUUAUCACCUCGUCGUUUGAAAACUAGUACAGAUAUUUAAUUGUGGUUUUUAAAAAAAAUAUGUAUUCAUGUUUUUUUGUUCGUUUUCUCAGAAUUUAAAUUUUUUGGUUAAUUUUAAAAUGGUGAAAUUUUAAAGAUGUUAGUCUGAUAUCUGUAAAAAUGUAAACUUUGAUUUUAUCAUCUGGUCAUUUCAAAACUAGUGCAAAAAUUGAAUUGAUGUUUUCAUAACAAUGUUUAUCCAUGUUUUCUCUAGUUUUACUCAGGAUUUUAGAUUUUUUUAAUUAUUAGUAUUAAAAUGGUGAAUAUUUAAAGAUGUCAAUGUAAUAUCUGUGAAAAUGUAAACUUUGACUUUGUCGCUCGUAGUGUAAAAACCAGUCUAGAUAUGGAAUUGAGGUUUUUAUAAAAGUAUUUCUCUACGUUUUUUGGUACUUUUCUCCAAAUUUUAGAUUUUUUUAAUUAUGAAUUUUAAAACUGUGAAUUCUUAAAGAUGUUAAUGUGAUAUCUGUAAAAAUGUAAACUUGACUUUAUCACCUGGUUAUUUGAAAACUAGUAAAUAUAUUGAAUUGAGGUUUUCAUAACAAUGUUUAUCCAUGUUUUCUAUAUUUAGUCUCCGAUUUUUUAAUUAUUAUUUUUGAAAUGGUGAAUUUUUAAAAUGUCACUAUGAUAUCUGUAAGAAUGUUAACUUUGACUUUGUCACCUCUUAGUUUGAAAAUUAGGAGAGAUAUUGAGUUGAGGUUUUCAUAAGAAUAUUUCUCAGUUUUUUUUUCUACUUUGUCUCCUAAUUGAUUUUUUUUAUAAUUAUUAAUUUUAAAAUGGUGAAUUUUUAAAGACAUCGGUGUGAAAUGUAAACUCGACUUUAUUUUAUUAUUCGAAAAGUCAAAAUAUUAAAUUGCAGCUUUUUUAAAAACAUUUAUAUCUUUUUUGAAAGUUUCCUACAAAUUUAAGAUUUUUUUGAAUAUAUUAAAAAAAUUAGUUAAAACAUUAAAAUACAGUUUACAAAAACAUUUUUAUCUUUUUUUUUUAGUUUCCUACAAAUUUUAGAUUUUUUUGAAUGAUUAUUUUGCAAUCAACGAAUUUUAUAUAGACGACGUAAAAUUUUUUUAACAUUUAUUUUAUCACCGUACCUUAUGAAAAACAAAAAUGUUAAACUUUAUUUUUUACUUAUGUUAAAAAUUAAAUAUUUAUAUAAAUGUGUGGGUUACACAACGGGGAUGCCAUAUACAGAGUGUUAGGGAUAACACCCACAUAAGAGGGAGUAAAAUAGUCAUCAAAUCUUAAACUUAGACGAAUCUAAAGUAUCAGAAUUUUAGCACAUCUUGGCAACAGUGUUCGUCUAUUUCUUAUGAAGAUUAAACGUCGUAAAAAUAAUCUCAUUUCUGACUAGCUAAAAAAGAAAAUGUAUUUCUCUGUAUUUGUAGAACAAUAAUACAUAUUUUGUUUAGCAGAUCUGAUAUUUGGCUGUGGAAGAUACAUCUAUUGAUAAUUUUUAUAUUUUGCGAGAGUAUAAAUGACGUUUGCCUAAAAAUUUAAAUGUUAAUAUAGAUGUUGAUUUUUGAGACAAAGUAAAAAAAUGGUGAAUUGAAGAAAUAUUGUCCCAUCUUGCCAAAAGUGUUAUUCCUGGCGUCUUGUAUUUGAAAUAAGUGUAUAUAUUAAAAUAUACGGUAUACAAAAGCAAACGUUAAUAAUUGUUAAGAAAAUUUUCCUUCACUGUGUUUAAAACGGAACAAAAACUGCAUAGAAACGUACCCAAUAAAACAUUACACAUAAAUUCAGUAGCGCUGAAAUUAGAUCAAAAUUCUAAUGAAAAUAAAAAUGAGACUACUAGCGGCUUUUGAUUUUGCUCACUAGGAACAGAUGGCGACAGCAUUUCACUACUUAAAUUCUUAUUCUCUUUGUAACUGUCAUUAUUGUAUACUUUGUUAAUUCCAUUAAUCGUUCUUCUUAGUGAGCAAAAUCAAAGGUAGAGUGUUGAAAUUUAAUUUCCAUCUCUGCUGUCUUUCCUUUGGAUAUAAUUCAAUACCGGUUGGGGUAUUAGCAAAGAGUACCUACCCAAGAAGCGAAACUCACAUACUUUGAUUUUCUUUUACUAUACGGAGAAUGGUCGCACUGCGCAGCUUUCUGAGUGCCUUUUAAAAGGAGAUAGAAAACUCCGCCAUUUUGAACCCUUAUUACGUGUUGC